This is a messenger RNA of Etheostoma cragini (Arkansas darter), 1629 nucleotides long. It is a transcript of the gene nkap, whose product is annotated as NFKB activating protein. Lineage: Eukaryota; Metazoa; Chordata; Actinopteri; Perciformes; Percidae. Gene Ontology annotation, molecular function: chromatin binding. Gene Ontology annotation, biological process: regulation of gene expression. The record is from RefSeq and is a predicted model, not a curated record. The transcript has 8 exons. Bases 126 to 1343 code for a protein of 405 amino acids. Gene Ontology annotation, cellular component: nucleus.
GUGCCUGUUGCGUAUUACAGAAAACUUGGACGCGUGUUAAUUUUUCUUUAUCUUCCUUAAAAUACCAACGUUUUCUCGUUAGUGUGUCCCGUAUUUUCGGUGUGAAUUUAAAGCAGUCUGUAGGUAUGCCACUGUCGGCUCGCUCGAGCUCUGACGGCAGCGGGGGGCCUCGGAGUCCUCGUGCCCGGAGACCCCGGACUCGUUCCCGCAGCCGCCACCGCAGCGACAGCCGCGAACGGAGCCUUUCGCCGUAUAGCUUCGGGCCGAAACUACCGAAGCCGCGCAACAGGGAGAAGGAACACGAGGAACGGGACCGUCGAUUCCGAGAGGCGAGAAACAUCAGGCGGAUCCGCAUUGGAAGCCCCCGUCGUAGCCGGUCCCGGUCCAGGUCCAGGGAGCGUCCCAACAAUAACAAUAACAUCAGUCACAACCAGUGGUCCGAGCAACGGGACGCUCCUGGAAAACACGGUAGCUUCAAAGAAGAUUAUUACUACGAACAGCAGCGGGACGACGCUCAGAGACAGAGACAAGAGGCUUUUAUUGCCAGGCGUCUGCAGGAGAGGGAGAGGAUCGGCGAGUUAGGUUGUCCUGAAGUUUGGGGAUAUUCACCAAGAGUGAAAGAGCCAGACUCCGACGAAUUCACACCAGUCGAAGACGAGAAAAACAGCAGCUCAGAAUCGAGCUCAGAAGAAGAAAAAAAGAGGAAGAAAAAGAAGAAGAAAUCCAAGAAAAAAAAGAACAAAAAGCACUCCGAAGACAGCGAGCUAGAGUCAGAUUCAGAUGAGGAAGAAAUAAAGAAGAAAAAAAAGAAAAAGAAGAGCAAGAAGUCGAAGAAGUCCAAGAAGAAGAAGGCGAAGAAGAGCCGCAAGGAGUCCAGUAACCCCAGCAGUGAAGAGUCAGAGGAGGAAGAGGAGGAUCCCAACGGGGUGAUGUGGGUGGAGAAAACCUGCAUGGACGAACACGUGGUUGGCCCCGAAGCCCCGCUCACACAACUGUCCCAGGAUGACAGACCUUUGGAUUUUGGUCACGCGCUGCUGCCAGGUGAAGGUGCUGCGAUGGCGGAGUAUGUGAAAGCAGGCAAACGUAUCCCGAGAAGAGGUGAGAUCGGUCUCACCAGCGACGAGAUCGCAGACUUUGAGAAGUCUGGCUACGUGAUGAGCGGCAGCAGACAUCGUCGUAUGGAGGCUGUGCGUCUGAGAAAGGAAAACCAGAUCUACAGUGCAGAUGAAAAGAGAGCUCUGGCAUCCUUCAACCAGGAGGAGAGGAGGAAGAGAGAGAGCAAGAUCCUGUCGAGCUUCAGGGAGAUGGUGUACAGGAAAACUAAAGGCAAGGAGGAGAAAUAAACAUCCCAUCUCUACAGAUUACCCUUUUUAUAGGACACCUUUACUUUUUUCUUGGUAUUAAUGUUGUAUUUUUUCGGACAAUAACCAACGAUAACAUUCAGUUUAGGUUGAAUAUACUAUGUGGAGAAGGAUUUUAAUUGUAAAGAAAAGUGAGACUGAGAAGUAUUCUGUUGUAUGUUCUCUAUCCUUUGACUCACGAGAAUUCAUCUUCCCUUUCAACUUUAACUUAAUCUUGUCAAUGUUUUGCAAAUUAUCCUGAUCACAACGGUAAAUAAAUUUUCAUUAU